UAAAGUGAGGAAUGCAUAGUACUCCUUUCUCCUUAUCUCUAUCUCUGGCAUUUCCUUCUCCUUUGGAAACCAUGGCAGGAGCAGACCCCGGCUGUGACAAACUCAUCACAACCAAAAGAUCCUUCAUUAACCACAAAAGCGGAUCACAGAAUUUCAGUAAGACCACGAUUACGAGCCCCGCGGUUGAUUCUUCCUUCGUAAACACUGGAUCAGGCUCACAACAUUUCAGUGGCUUAACCAUUGAAUGUGGUCCAUCUAUUUGGAACACAUUCACACGCUUUCUCACUGGGAUAUCUUCACAUUUCAACCACAAUGGAACCCAAGACCAGAACUUCCCUAAUUUCAGCUUUUCAAAGUAUCUCCAAGCCUUACCCCCGGAACAGACGCAAUUAGAUAUUCCUGCGGAAGACAAGUGUAAACCUCCCGAGGUGAAGAAAAAGUCUCCAAGCAAACCCAAGUCCGAUGACCACAAAAAUUCUACUUCCAAACAGCGCUGAUGUGAGGAAGAGUACAAAACAGCUUAUAACUAUCAGUGAGUUUGGGAAUUGAAUUCGUAUUUUAUAUGUAAUGAAUUGAGUAAUAAAUAAAUAGUUUGUCAUACUUCACUUUUCAGUGAAAAUUUUCCCCAUUCUCGUUUCUUUGUCUUUUUCUUAUAUCUUGUGGGCGUGGCUUUGUUGUUAAUGUUUCUUUAUCCAUCAGUUUAAAGAAAUAUUAUCAUGAGUGUUCUCGUU
Messenger RNA from Vigna unguiculata (cowpea), 731 nucleotides. RefSeq lists its product as uncharacterized. The record is from RefSeq and is a predicted model, not a curated record. NCBI's taxonomy places the organism in Eukaryota, Viridiplantae, Streptophyta, Magnoliopsida, Fabales, Fabaceae.